This is a messenger RNA of Aspergillus glaucus CBS 516.65, 909 nucleotides long. RefSeq names its product phosphotransferase family protein. The transcript is spliced from 3 exons. Bases 1 to 909 code for a protein of 302 amino acids. NCBI's taxonomy places the organism in Eukaryota, Fungi, Ascomycota, Eurotiomycetes, Eurotiales, Aspergillaceae. The record is from RefSeq and is a predicted model, not a curated record.
AUGACUACCAAACAGAAACGCAUCCAACUAACGCCAUCCGAAAUCCCAAAUUCACCCAACUUUGACAUCAAGGAUUCAUCUUUCUUUACCAAAUGGAGCCAUCUACCUUCGCCAGAAGAGGUUCGAGCACAGGCCAAAGCCCAGCAUCUCACAAGAAUCAAUCCAGAUGAGAGAAAAGCAUACUCAAUGGAUGGACUUCAUGUGAGACCGCCGUCUGUGCUGUUUGAAAACAUGGGCCUACUGGUCAAAUGGGGAACUGAUACGCGACUAUCAGAGACACAGUGUCUGUAUGCCAUUGGUAGAUUUAUUGGGGAUAGUGUACCGGUUCCUGAAAUGUAUGGGUGGCGCACGGAUGGGGAUGAGCGGUUUAUUUACAUGGAACAUGUGCAAGGGCAGAAUGCAGUUUGCCGCGAACUCCAAGCGAGUUUGGAGAAACUACGCCAAGUUGAACAGGAUCCCCUAGACCCGUUUAUAGGCAACAUUUCCUGGGCCCCCCUUUACGAUAGAGCCUUCAACAUAAACUACAUGUCCGAAGCAGGACCAUUCACCACAGUCCUCGAUUUCCAUAAUUGGUUCACAUUCCUCCACCGGAGAAGGAUGACCGAUCCCUAUUCCGUCCCUAUCGAACCAUUUCGCCAUCAACUACCGGAUGACAGUGCCAUUGUGUUUACGCAUAAUGAUUUCUACCAAAGUAACAUUAUUGUAACGGCGCCUCGACCAUAUCGUCUUCUGGCAAUUGUUGAUUGGGAACAGUCUGGCUGGCUUCCGGCUUACUGGGAGGCUCGCAAGGCGCUGUGGAGUGUUGGUCGGGAGGAAGAGUGGUCCACAAAGUAUUUGCCGAUGAUAUUGGAGCUAUAUAGUAGCACUUGGGAGCCGUGGGAUUACUAUACUCUGGCUAUGGAGUGUUAG